AUAUUUUUUUGUUAUAUUUGUGUAGGCAAGAGAAGGAGCAUAUAUUGAAGUCCUAUUACGUGUAUUUUCAGGUAUGACUUCUCUAAUAAGGAAUCAUGGAUGGUCCUUGUAGUACUUUGUCACCAAGCUCCUUUAAUAUCUCAUUCUCUCUUGAUGAGUUCAUGGUGUUUGGCAAGUUUCAUGACAAGGUGAAAAUGGCAAAUUCAAGACUGAAAAUCAACACCAUUUGGAUAGCUACAUCUUGGAGCAUUUGGUUUAUGAGAAACGCGAUGAUUUUCGAUAAGAAAAUGGAUUCAACCACUACCGUCAUCGUUGGAAGAGAAUCCAUUUUAGAGCCACCAUACUUCAAUGGUGAAAAUUGCACUGAGUGGAAGGAUCGUAUGAAGAUAUUCAUACAAUCUGUUGAUUUCAAACUUUGGCUAGUGAUAAAGAAUGGAACAAAAAUUGAGAAGUCUGAAGAUGAGUACAAUGAUGAAGACAUGAAGAUGAUGGAACAAGAAGCAAAAGCUAAACAUAUUUUAUUUUGUGCCUUAAACCCUGAAGAUCGUAAAAGAGUUUCAUGUUGCAAUAAAGCAAAGGAAAUGUGGGAUGAGCUUGACAAGUCAAGUGUCAAUUCUACAGCUGUAGUAUCAGAAAUAGAAACAGAUGCAUCAGCAGCAGAACUCAACAACACUCCUAACUUGGAGUUUUUGAAAGAAACAAGUGAUGAUCCAGAGAAAAAGUUUCUCAACCUUUGUGUUCCCAUUUACAAGCAUGCUCUAAAAGGGAACUGGCCAGCAGCCAAGCGAAUGAUAGACAAGGAAAACAAGCUGAAAAAUGCUGCCAUAACCCAAGAGUGGCAUACGCUACUGCAUCUUGCAGUAGGUUCAAAUCAGACUGAAUUUGUGAAGCAGCUAUUGAAAAUAUUAGAUGAUAAUGACAUGGAUUUGCAAGAUAAUUACGGCGACACUGCUUUCGGUUAUGCUGUUUAUGCUGGAAACAUUGAGAUUGUUAAUUUAAUGCUCAAAAGAAAUUUGCAGUUACCAAUAAUAAGGGGUCAAAUGGGAGUUACUCCUAUUCAGUAUGCUGCUUUCAACGGAAAAUACAAAAUGACAUGGCAUUUAUACCAUAAAACUGUACAUUCCUUUGAAGAAAAGGAUUGGAAUUUAUUGUUCUUUAUUUGCCUCCGCUCUGGAAUCUAUGAUAUGGAAAAUCAAGUGUAUUUCCAAUUGGUUAAAUUUCUCUGGACCACGAUUCUUGAUAAAUACUACUAUUCGAAAGCGGAGUUAAGAAAAAUCAGAAAUGAACCUUUCCAACUUAUAUUCUAUGCUGCAAAAGAUGGAAAUUUUGGAUUCUUAUCAGAGCUUAUCAGCGGUUAUCCUGAAUUGAUACGGGAUACGGAUAGCAAAAAUAGAACUAUAUUACACGUAGCUGUUAUGUAUCGCCAUGCUAGUAUCUUCAACAUGGUAAAUCAAAUGGGGUAUGUAAUUAAUGCCAUAAGUUUAUAUGAAGAUGAACAAGGAAACAAUUUAUUGCACUUGGCUGCAAAUUUAGCACCUCAAAGUCAACUUGAAUUGGUUUCUGGAGCAGCUUUUCAAAUGUCCCUCGAGUUAUUAUGGUUUGAGAAAGUAAAGAAGAUAAUGCCGCCAGAACAAAUAGAGAGCAUAAACUCUGAAAACUUCACUGCACAAGAAUUGUUCUCAAAAGAGCAUGAAAAACUAAGGGAAAAGGGAGAGGAGUGGAUGAAAAAAACGGCUGAGUCUUGCAUGCUAAUUUCAACUGUUAUUGCUACUGGAGUUUUCACUGCUGCAACGAGUUUACCAGGAGGAACAAACGAUGACACCGGAAAACCAAAUUAUUUAUCUAAAACAUCUUUUUUGGUGUUUGCAAUAUCAGAUGCAUUGGCACUUGUCUCAUCUUCGACAGCAAUAUUGAUCUUCUUGUCUAUUCUUGUCUCACGUUAUAGAGAGUAUGAUUUUUAUAAAUCAUUGCCUCUAAAGCUAGUAUUUGGAUUGAUCACAUUGUUCAUCUCCAUUGCAAGCAUGAUGGUAGCUUUUAGCAGUGCCUUCUUCAUUAUAUACUAUCAUGGUUUAAAGUGGGUACCUAGUUCCAUUGCAAUACUUUCUUCCCUACCAAUUCUUUUGUACAUAUUUUUGCAUUUUUCACUUUUUUCAGAUAUUAUACAUUCAAGCCUCUAUUGGAGGAAGCUAUCAACGGCCGGUAAAAACAUGAUUUAUGUACUCGAGGAGUAGAGUAUCAUUAUUGUCUGGAAAAUGCUUAGUGUUACAAGCAUCACUACUCUCAUUGUAAUAUGUAUUGAAUUUAUUUCUAGAAGUUGUUCAAGUAAAUUAACAUUGAAAUUGCUCUUUCUUUCUGUAUCAUAUUUGUUUGA
Vicia villosa (hairy vetch) is the source of this 2371-nucleotide messenger RNA. RefSeq lists its product as uncharacterized. Gene Ontology annotation, molecular function: protein binding. The coding region runs from base 96 to 2231 and encodes 711 amino acids. The record is from RefSeq and is a predicted model, not a curated record. NCBI's taxonomy places the organism in Eukaryota, Viridiplantae, Streptophyta, Magnoliopsida, Fabales, Fabaceae. The transcript has 5 exons.